AUGUCUGUCGCCACGAGGACCGCCGCCGCCCCGAUGCCUCCGCAGCCCAACCGGGAGGACAUCGAGGCAACUUGGAACUACCUCCAGGCUGGUAUCACCAAGAUAAUGGUCAACUUGCAAGAUGGGAUGGACAUGACCACAUACAUGGGCAUCUACACUGCUGUCCACAACUUUUGCACUUCGCAGAAGGCCGUCGGCCUCGGGACUACGGCUGGCGUGGGUCAAGCCCAUAGAGGAGCACACCUGCUCGGCGAGGAUCUCUACAAGAAACUCAAGGAGUACCUCAACGAUCACCUCGCAGGACUAUACCAGGAGUCAAAGGCACACGCAGAUGAGGCACUACUGGCAUUCUAUAUCAGAGAAUGGGACAGGUACACCAUCGCGGCCAAAUACAUCCACCAUCUCUUUCGAUAUCUCAACCGCCACUGGGUCAAGCGCGAAAUGGACGAGGGCAAGAAGCAUACCCACGACGUCUACACAUUGCACCUGUUCCAAUGGCGCACACAGUUCUUCGCCGAAGUACACGAGAAGGUCAUGGGCUCGGUCCUCACGCUGGUAGAGAAGCAACGCAAUGGCGAGACGAUUGAGCACGGCCAGAUCAAGCAGGUUGUUGACUCCUUCGUGUCGUUGGGCCUCGACGACAAUGACGCCUCCAAGUCCACGCUCGAGAUCUACCGAUUCCAUUUCGAGAAGCCCUUCCUUGAGGCCACCAAGUUGUUCUACCAGAAGGAAUCGAAGCAGUUCGUGUCGGAGAACAGUGUCGUCGAGUACAUGAAGAAGGCCGAAGCUCGGUUGAACGAGGAGGAGGAGAGAGUGCGCAUGUACCUUCACCCUGACAUAGCGUCACCGCUCAAGAAGACCUGCCAUGGGGCUCUCAUUGCCGACCACUCAGCUCUGCUUCGCGACGAGUUCCAGGUCCUAUUGGACAACGAUCGAGAGGAUGACAUGGCGCGCAUGUAUAACCUCCUAUCACGCAUUCCCGACGGUUUGGAUCCGCUGCGAAUCAAGUUUGAAGCGCACGUGAGAAACGCUGGUCUGGCUGCAGUAGCCAAGGUUGCAUCCGAUGCCGAGAAGCUUGAGCCCAAGGUCUACGUUGAGGCGCUGCUUGAAACGCAUACCCAGUACCAGGGCUUGGUGAAGCGCGCGUUCAAUGACGAGCCCGAGUUUACCAGGUCCUUGGACAAUGCGUGCAGAGAAUUCGUCAAUCGCAACGACAUCUGCAAAGCGAAUUCGAGCAAGUCUCCUGAGCUACUUGCCAAAUACACCGACGUCCUGCUACGGAAGAGUGCAGCUGGUGUUGAGGAAGCCGAGCUUGAUGCCACGUUGACGCAGAUCAUGACUGUGUUCAAGUACAUUGAGGACAAAGACGUGUUCCAGAAGUUCUACUCGAGAAUGCUGGCGAGACGUCUCGUGCACAGUAGCUCAUCAUCCGACGACGCUGAGACGAGUAUGAUCAGUAAACUCAAGGAGGCGUGUGGUUUUGAAUACACCAAUAAACUGCAACGUAUGUUUCAAGACAUGCAGAUCUCAAAAGAUCUCAACACGGGCUUCCGGGAACACACAAAAGGCCUCCAGUCAGUGAAGCAGCCUCUUGACUCCACAUAUUCGAUCCUGGGUACCAGCUUCUGGCCGUUGACGCCUCCUAACACGACCUUCAACCCACCCGCUGAAGUCCAGACCGACCUCGAGAGAUUCACUCUCUUCUACAAGAACAAGCAUGAGGGUCGUAAGCUGACUUGGUUAUGGCAACUCUGCAAGGGCGAAGUCAAGGCCGGGUACUGCAAAGCCUCCAAAACACCCUACACUUUUCAAGUCAGUGUUUACCAAAUGGCAAUCCUGUUGAUGUUCAAUGACAAGGAUGUCCAUUCAUACGAGGAAAUCCUGCAAGUGACUUCUCUGACGAACGAGGUCCUGGACUCUGCCCUCGGCAUACUUUGCAGAGCCAAAGUUCUCAUCAUGAAGCCAGAUGGAGAUAAGCCCGGCAAGAACAAAACGUUCCACCUCAAUUUUGAUUUCAAGAGCAAGAAGAUCCGGGUGAACCUGAACAUCAACACCAAGACGGAUACGAAGCAGGAGGAGGCUGACACCAACAAGAACAUCGAGGAGGAUCGCCAGCUCGUCUUACAAUCUGCAAUUGUCCGAAUCAUGAAGGCCCGGAAGAAGAUGAAGCACUCGCAGCUCGUCGGCGAGUGCAUCAACCAGAUUAAGUCCCGUUUCGUUCCGAAGGUUGGCGACAUCAAAAAGUGCAUCGAAAUUCUACUGGACAAGGAAUAUCUGGAGCGUCUGGAGGAUGACGAGAUUGGCUACCUUGCGUAA
Molecule: messenger RNA, 2316 nt
Organism: Anthostomella pinea
Lineage: Eukaryota; Fungi; Ascomycota; Sordariomycetes; Xylariales; Xylariaceae
Source: the annotation of a GenBank genome assembly